Molecule: messenger RNA, 1233 nt
Organism: Spodoptera littoralis (African cotton leafworm)
Lineage: Eukaryota; Metazoa; Arthropoda; Insecta; Lepidoptera; Noctuidae
Source: the annotation of a GenBank genome assembly
AUGCGGCUAUCACAAGUAUUAAAUCGGCAACACAUUGACUUUAUGUUCAAGAAACAUUGGCGGGUACAAGGUAAACGCGUACCAAUCGAUACUGGACUCGAGGAACAGCUAAAAGCUAAAGGCAUUCCAAUUGAAGAUGCACUUGAAUUCGUCAAGGAGAAACCUCAAGAGCACGAACAACUCAAUAUAGUGGGACCCUACGAACGGCCGUUGCCACUGGAUGAAAAUCACCCUGCUUAUAAAAAACAACCAUGUUUCACCUUAAGGAGUACAAAUGUGCUCUUAGAAGGUAUAUCGCAAGCACAAGUACUAACCAAGACAAUCAUAGCCGAAGAUAAACUGCCACCUAAGAUUGAGGAACUGGCUCAGGUGCCCGCUCCAACUGCCAUUCACGAAAAUAUAAAGAAAGCCAUUCUAUCUGCAAAUGUAUUUGACUGUGAACAAAAGAAGUUGCCUAAACUCAAGGAUCGUGAAAGACCAGCCUACAACUUUCCUAGGGUAUUGGGUAUCACAGACAGAAGGCGCAAUGAAAUCCUAACAAACAAAUUGGUGCAACUGGUAGAAAAGAGCAGUGACAGUGAGGUCACAAUGUCCAGAUAUAUACUCAAUAAUGUUGAAAGCAAAACCGUUUUUGAGAAGGAAGAUGAUCUUAUACAGUUUCAAGAUAUUUCUCACAUCCUUGUAACCUGCAACAAGCCUGUGAAGCACGAUGUAGAGAAAGAUGUCACUUACAAUGAGAUCCCUGACCUACAUCCCAUUAAAUGCACUGUUACAUUACCACCUGAACAUUUCUAUGAAGAGGAAAGUAAAUACCCAAUAAAACCUACAGUAAAUGUGAGACACCCGCACACUACAUGGCUGCACUUCAACAAAACUGAAGUGAGCAACAUCUAUGAGACUCCGGUCACUGAACAGCAACUCCUUGGGAGAUCCCUCACACACGCAUUCACUGUUGCCAGCGCUUAUGCUAAACAACUACAUGGAGAGGAUGUAAAAGACCUACCAGAACCUAUAUACAUUAAUUGCAUACAAACAGAUGGUCAAAAAUACCAUUUUGGGGUUUUGGAAUUGAACACGUUGAAUGUAGAUGGAACUGAGGGCACUAAGAAUGUGUGGUACUGCAAGAACAACCUCCAAAUGUAUGGCUCCAGUCGUUACUUUGGUGGAAUGCCUGUCUUAGAGAAUUAUAACAACAAAGUAUAUGGGUACAUAAAUGCUUUAUAUAACUGUUAA